UGAGGGAGCAUUAUAUCUGCAAGUUAAAUUUCAUGGGUUGUACCUGGCAAGUACUGCCUACGUACUCUCACCAUGAUGCUUUCGUCAUCAUCUUUCCAUGUCUUUUCUCUCUAUAUAUAAUCUCUCUUUUCUAGUUUUCUUUCACUCUCUCUCUCUCUCUCUCUGGUUUUGAACUUUAUCGCUCUUCAAACCGUCGGAGAAAACAAUAAAAAUGAAACAUCUAAUCCGCCGCCUCUCUCGCGUCGCCGACUUAGCCUCAGAAUUCUCCAUCCGCCGAUCCACCUCCUCCUCCUCCUUACGCAUCCGCCGCGGUCAUCAUCGUCCCCACAUGCAACCGCCGUGGUCGAUUUGUCAGGCGAGACGAGUCCACACCGUCCCCGCCGGUCACGUACCCGUAUACGUCGGCGAAGAGAUGGAGAGGUUCGUGGUGAGCGCUGAGCUCCUGAACCAUCCGGUCUUCGUGGGACUGCUCAACAGAUCCGCUCAGGAGUACGGCUACGCUCAGAAAGGAGUCCUCCACAUCCCCUGCCACGUCAUCGUUUUCGAGCGCGUGGUGGAAACGCUCCAGUCGGGUUACAACGAGCCCGGGGAGAUGCAGGAGCUCGUCGCGUCGUUGUUCUCAAGCGAUGAGCUGAUACUUGGAACUACUGAGUAGCUCUGAUAAAAAUCCAACAGCAAUCUAUGUUUUUCCUCAGAUUAUGUAAAUAUAUAUACAAGUUUUUUAUUUA
Messenger RNA from Brassica oleracea var. oleracea, 728 nucleotides. Its product is annotated as auxin-responsive protein SAUR41-like. The record is from RefSeq and is a predicted model, not a curated record. Gene Ontology annotation, biological process: response to auxin. The coding region runs from base 212 to 655 and encodes 147 amino acids. The transcript has a single exon. NCBI's taxonomy places the organism in Eukaryota, Viridiplantae, Streptophyta, Magnoliopsida, Brassicales, Brassicaceae.